Molecule: messenger RNA, 826 nt
Organism: Drosophila sechellia
Lineage: Eukaryota; Metazoa; Arthropoda; Insecta; Diptera; Drosophilidae
Exons: 1
Coding region: 60-458 (132 amino acids)
Source: RefSeq, a predicted model, not a curated record
UUAGUUAGUUUAAACCUGUCAAAUCAGUGAACCAAAAAUUUUUCUCUAGCAUCGCCGGCAUGGAAUUUCGCAAAGAAUUUCUAAAUAUUUUGUUCCUCCUACAAGUCAUCUACAUUGUGCCGAUUGGGAUUAUAUGUUUGUUGAUCGUGGCGUUUCAGCUGACGGGCUAUCACCUCAAUGAAUUUCUACUUGACUCCUAUAUAAGCUACAUACAGCAAGCCAGUUCGUACACUCCGCAAUCUUGGGAAAGAGGGAUCAACAUAAUGGUGUGUGUCCACGUCGCCAUCCUAUAUGUGGUAUUUCGGAAGAGGGAGCGUUUGAGGGUGCAGAAUCUAGAGGAUACCCGGCGCCAGUUUCAGAUCGAGGAUCUUUUUCGGUUGGAGACUGAGUUCGUGGAGCAGCUACGUUCCCAAGGCAUCGAACUGGAGGAUUCCACAUUGGAUUCGAGCUGCGUAUAAGCGUCUUGGCGUCGCAUUCAGGAGCCAAUCAAAUAUCUCGUUAAUGCCGCCGCCUUGGACAAUGUUAAUGCUGUAUUCAUCGUAUGAGCGUAUAUAUAGAUCGCUCGCUUGAUUGCCCAGAAUUGAAUUCAACAUUUGUCCGCCGUGCGCUACACCUACACGGCUCAAUUACCAGGCCGAUCCAAUAUAAUCCUCCUCGCCCGAGUUGAACGUGCUCGGCUGGCAUUACUACACACAGCUUUUAUACUAUAUGUACAGAUAUGUAUUCGCGCACUGUGAGAUAGAUCAUUGUUUGGUUCUGCGCAUGAGUAUAUUUUUAUCGCGCACUGUGCCCCUUUCUUUCCACCACUUGUGGUGUGCACUUUUUA